CUUUAAUUCCACCCGACUUUGGAAACAUAAAUGUAUGAUAUAAAUAGGGGGCAGGACACAAGGCUUAUCAGUAGUGUUCUGUGUGCCGCAGAGGAUACCUCAUAGACAUGAUGAAGCUGUUGGUAUGUCUGUCGAUGCUGGCCGGGUGCACCAUUGCACAGAGAAGGCUUGGACCUCCAGUACCUAUAGCUCCAGGCCAGUUCAUCCCUAUCGUCAGCUACGUCAACGAGAACAACUACGACGGGUCAUACAGAUACAGCUACGAGACAGGCAAUGGUAUCGCUGCUCAAGAGAAUGGUUUCCUGAAGAAUCCUGGACAGAAGGAUCUCGAAGCACAGACGGCUCAAGGAACCUACUCUUACACAGCCCCCGACGGUACCCCUAUCACUGUCACCUGGUACGCUGAUGAGACCGGAUUCCACGCAGAGGGUGCCCAUUUGCCUACACCCCCACCCAUCCCUGAGGCUAUCGCCAAGUCCCUAGCUCUCCAGGGUGGACCUGCCCCUCCAGGACCACCCAGGCCUUUCUUCCAGGGCAAGUAAAUCUGCCGAACCUCCCUUCGCCACAUCACCGGGACUCCUUCAGGAGCACUCAAAAUAAAGGAGCGCUCCUAGAAGGACUCUUUAUUUGUAAAUUUAUGCCGCUUCUUCUAAACAGGAGCCAGUUGAGAGUGAUAUUUUUAUUGUUAGCUAUUUAUAAGUUUUAUACUUUGAAAUAAAUUUAUAUUGAUAAUA
Homalodisca vitripennis (glassy-winged sharpshooter) is the source of this 734-nucleotide messenger RNA. RefSeq names its product endocuticle structural glycoprotein SgAbd-2-like. Lineage: Eukaryota; Metazoa; Arthropoda; Insecta; Hemiptera; Cicadellidae. Gene Ontology annotation, cellular component: chitin-based extracellular matrix. Gene Ontology annotation, molecular function: structural constituent of chitin-based larval cuticle. The record is from RefSeq and is a predicted model, not a curated record. The transcript is spliced from 3 exons. Bases 108 to 542 code for a protein of 144 amino acids.